AUGGGGAAUGAAUUUGCAGAAGAAGAUGAUGAAAGUGAGGACGAUGAUGAUAAAAAAGAAAAGGAAGCGAAGAAAAUAGCCAAAUUGAUAAAGGAGUACAAAGAAAAAAAUAUAGAGAAUGCAAAAAAUGAUAAGUUGGACAGUGCUAAAAAAGGAGAUCAAAUGAGUAUUAAAGAUUGGUGGGACCAAGGAGAAUUACCGUUGGAAGAUGAAGUAAUGUCACUGUCUGAAAUGUCAACUCUCGGGAUUGCUGAUGAAAAGCUAGCAUUGCAUAGCCUCUCCAGCUCUCUAAUGGAUCGGGCUGAAUGGAUUAAAUGGUCUCCUUUUUCAUAA
This is a messenger RNA of Protopolystoma xenopodis, 333 nucleotides long. The record is from the annotation of a GenBank genome assembly. Lineage: Eukaryota; Metazoa; Platyhelminthes; Monogenea; Polystomatidea; Polystomatidae.